Sinocyclocheilus anshuiensis is the source of this 482-nucleotide messenger RNA. RefSeq names its product dnaJ homolog subfamily C member 16-like. The record is from RefSeq and is a predicted model, not a curated record. NCBI's taxonomy places the organism in Eukaryota, Metazoa, Chordata, Actinopteri, Cypriniformes, Cyprinidae. The coding region runs from base 63 to 395 and encodes 110 amino acids. The transcript has 3 exons.
CAGAUAACAGCUACCUCGGGUUUUUAAACAGUUGGCAUGAGGAGAAUAAGCCAAGAGUGCUAAUGUUUGAUGUAGCAUCUAAUAUCCCUUUUUUGUACAAGCUCACAGCGUUUGCCUAUAAAGACUAUGUACGGUUUGGCUAUGUGGACAUGGGCCUGACUGAGACCUCUAAAGUCGUGCAGAGGUUUAGCAUCAACACAUACGCUCCCACCAUGCUCCUGUUCAAAGAGAACACAGACAAACCUGCUGAUGUUAUGCAGGCAAGAGGGAUGAAAAAGCAGAUAAUUGACGAGUUUGUGUCCAAUAAUCGUUUCCUUCUGGUGCCGCGGCUGGUGAAUCAGAAACUCUUCGAUGAGCUGUGUCCAGUUAAACAGUUCCACCGUCGCAGGAAGUAAGAAAUCUCACCUCUAACUGUAGCAUUGGGUGUCGGUGGACUUACUGUAUGUCUCUGAGAAAACUUAGGAGCCGUUUGCACGACAACG